Pipistrellus kuhlii (Kuhl's pipistrelle) is the source of this 965-nucleotide messenger RNA. It is a transcript of the gene TPD52, whose product is annotated as tumor protein D52. Gene Ontology annotation, cellular component: cytoplasm. NCBI's taxonomy places the organism in Eukaryota, Metazoa, Chordata, Mammalia, Chiroptera, Vespertilionidae. The record is from RefSeq and is a predicted model, not a curated record. Bases 68 to 802 code for a protein of 244 amino acids. The transcript has 8 exons. Gene Ontology annotation, biological process: B cell differentiation.
CCGCAGCUGAAGGACACCGGUGGUGGCCACGCCAUGCUCCUUGCAUUCUGGAACGGACCUGGGGGCGAUGGAGUCCGACGAGGACUACCAGUCCCCCUUUGAUUUUGCCGGCGGAGUGAACACGGAGUACCUGUACCUGUCUCCCAGGGGGCACCUGUCGCCGCCCGGCUUGCCUGUGCCGCAGAGACUGGGCCUGCUGAGAACAGACCCAGUGCCCGAGGCUGGGGAGGAUGCUGCUGCCACGAUCAGUGUCACGGAGACCCUGUCCGAGGAGGAGCAGGAAGAGCUGAGGAGCGAGCUCACCAAGGUGGAAGAGGAGAUCCAGACUCUGUCUCAGGUGCUGGCCGCGAAGGAGAAGCACCUGGCGGAGAUCAAGCGGAAGCUGGGCAUCAGCUCCCUCCAGGAGCUCCGGCAGAACAUCGCCAAAGGGUGGCAGGAUGUGACGGCGACGCCUGCAUACAAAAAGACAUCUGAAACCUUGUCUCAAGCCGGACAGAAGGCAUCGGCUGCUUUUGCAUCGGUGGGAUCGGUCAUCACCAAGAAGCUGGAAGAUGUCAAAUUGCAAGCCUUUUCCCACUCCUUUAGUAUUCGCUCCAUUCAGCAUUCAAUUAGCAUGCCUGCUAUGAGAAACUCCCCGACUUUCAAAUCAUUUGAAGAGAAAGUUGAAAACUUAAAGGCAAGUAGAGAGUCUAAAGUAGGGGGGCCCAAGCCUGCCGGAGGCGAUUUCGGGGACGUCUUGAACUCGACUGCCAGUGCCACGGCCACAGAGCCUCAUCCGGAGCAGACGCGGGCGGGCCCGUGAGGUGCUGCUGCCUGUCCCACCACUGCCAGCUGCUGCCAGCGAGACCCAAGCACAUCCUGUCAGCGUUCAUCGCCGUGAUCCCACCCACGUGCUUUCGUUUAGCCUUGUGUAUUCCUUUGACUAAGUAGUCUGUGGGUUAAACAAAAUAAAAUAUCUUCACCUC